UCGCAUCUGCUGGUGUGAUGUGCACAGAGCUCUUCUGGAUUCCAUAGUGGUUGCCCUCAAUGUUGCCACUAUCGGUUAGUGUGUGGGAACGCGUCCGCGGCAUGUUCUGCCUACCCGAUUUGCUUGUUCUCUGCUGCCUUUGGGAGUGUGGACUGUCGUUUGGCUAUUAUCUGAAAUAUGCCUUUGCCUAUGACAAUCUAUGGCAGCAUUGGUACUCUCUGCUGGGCGGCAUAAUGGCCUUCGCCCUGGCCCUGAUCUGGACAUUUCGAAAGCACCGCAAGCAGCGCUACAGUUUUGAUCACUACUAUAUCAUAUUCUAUGGACUUCUCUGCCAGCUUUUGAGCAGCUGCUUUAUGCUGAGCAAGCAACUGGCCGUCAGUUACUACUUCAGCUUCAUUGGUCUGGGCAUACUGUACAUUGCAUGCUUCAGCUUUAUCAGCCUCCGGAGCAGCGCGACCGGUGUGCGUCCAGCUCGAAUAGCGUUUGGGAAUGCGGCGCAUGCUUGUGGUCUCUGUGCGGGCUUCAUCAUCUUCAAUGAGUUCGAGCCGCAACACUGCGGACUGAUUGGGCUGAGUGUAGCUCUGCUUCUGGUAGUGGGCGUUUGUCUGAACGAGCUGCUUCAGCAUCUGGGAUGGCACAACUAUAAGCAGAGUCCGGAUCUGGUCUUUCAGCUGCUCAAUGAGGAGCGAUUGGUGUUCCUGCCGCGCCGAGCAAUUCUGGCACAGUUUGUGGAUCGCAACGACCAUCAGUUGCUGCCCAGUCGCCAGUGGCGAGUCCUCUUGCUGGGCGGGAUCGUGAUGUUGUUGCAGCGCUGUUGCUGCAUCUAUUCGCCCGUCUAUCUGCAUCUCAUGUGGAGUGCGACGACAGCUUAUUUGGAGCGGGCUCAGCUGUAUGCGCCUUUCGCCAUCUACGCCGCUGGCUGCCUACUCGGCACACUGCUCCUGCUCCGCUACACACCCAAGCUGGUGUACAUGCUCUUUGGUCUGAUAUUUCUCACGCUGGUGGUGGCUCUGCUGUGCAUUUACGAUGACCAGCAGUCGGAGCACUGCUUCCUCUUUCUCUGCUUCAUCUACACUACGCUGGGCGUCCUGUCCAGCCAUGCUCUCCAGCUGCUGCUCGAGUGCACUCCGUUUCUCUACACGGAACUGGCUCUGGCCACGAGCCUAGCCCUGCAGCUAGCCGUGCUCGAGGGCUAUAAGUACGAGACCCGCGUGGACAAUCAAUGGCGGGCUUUAUUGGCCAGCAGUGUGACAGCCUUGUUGCUGACUCUGCUUGCCGUUCCACUUGUCCAAUGGCUCUUGCCGCAGUCCGCCAGCCUCGUGGAUAUACGGAAUCGACUGUUGGGUGUUCGACGACUGCCGCAACCGGACGCGCAGUCCCAAUUCUGGCGUUCCAACCAAUUUCUGGCCCACGACAAGAGAUCCAACGAGUUCCAGGCUAUCCACGUGGCCAAGAGUCGAGUCUUCCAGCAAUACCCAGCCGUUUCAGACAACGAGAAGUUCUGAUGCAGGCCGUGCCCGUAUUUUUCGAAUUACCGCGAAUCACUCGUCUAUGUACCACAACUUAUUUCUGUGUAAGUUUAUCCCAUUUAGUUAACAAUCUGUAACUAUUUUAUAUACAAAUG
Scaptodrosophila lebanonensis is the source of this 1624-nucleotide messenger RNA. RefSeq lists its product as uncharacterized. The record is from RefSeq and is a predicted model, not a curated record. Lineage: Eukaryota; Metazoa; Arthropoda; Insecta; Diptera; Drosophilidae. The transcript has 3 exons. Bases 60 to 1505 code for a protein of 481 amino acids.